Molecule: messenger RNA, 1248 nt
Organism: Lutra lutra (Eurasian river otter)
Lineage: Eukaryota; Metazoa; Chordata; Mammalia; Carnivora; Mustelidae
Gene: CNIH2
Product: cornichon family AMPA receptor auxiliary protein 2
Exons: 6
Coding region: 129-611 (160 amino acids)
Biological process (GO): vesicle-mediated transport; regulation of AMPA receptor activity
Cellular component (GO): synapse; dendrite
Source: RefSeq, a predicted model, not a curated record
CCGCGCCGCCCGCGUCCCCCGAGGCCUGCGGGCCAUGCCCGGCCGGCCCUGAACGCGGACCGGGGGGCGUCCCCUUGCGCCCGGGCCCCGCGCUGGCGCCCCCCGGGCCGCCGCCCGGCGCGGGGGCCAUGGCGUUCACCUUCGCCGCGUUCUGCUACAUGCUCACCCUGGUGCUGUGCGCCUCCCUCAUCUUCUUUGUCAUCUGGCACAUCAUAGCCUUUGACGAGCUGCGGACCGACUUCAAGAACCCCAUCGACCAGGGGAACCCAGCGCGGGCACGCGAGCGUUUAAAAAACAUCGAACGCAUCUGCUGCCUCCUGAGGAAGCUCGUGGUCCCGGAAUACUCCAUCCACGGCCUCUUCUGUCUGAUGUUUCUGUGCGCGGCAGAGUGGGUGACCCUGGGCCUCAACAUCCCGCUCCUCUUCUACCACCUCUGGAGGUACUUCCACCGCCCGGCGGACGGCUCUGAGGUCAUGUAUGACGCGGUCUCCAUCAUGAAUGCGGACAUCCUCAACUACUGCCAGAAGGAGUCCUGGUGCAAACUCGCCUUCUACCUGCUCUCCUUCUUCUAUUACCUGUACAGUAUGGUUUAUACGUUGGUGAGUUUCUAAGGGGGAAGCCGGCCAGGGAGCAAGCCCAGAAUGGACCGGACGCCUGUGCACCCCCAGCCCUACCCCUCGGCCGCAGAGGCCUCAGCCCUGGGGAGGGAGGGGGCACUGGUGCCCCCAGCCUCCUCUCCACCCCUCCAAACUGCUGCUGCGGGGACCUCCCGCCUUCAGAGCCCCCUCCCCUUGGACCAGGGCUGGGCAGAGCUCUAAAUGGGGCAGGGGCUUCUCUGCCAGCCUGUAGGCAUGGCAGUCAGUCUUGGAAGGGGCGGAACCUCCGGCCUUGUCCACUUCUGGAGGGGAACAUGGACCCUGCCAAAGGGCAGGGCUUGACCCUGGAAGUUCUGGGCCGCCCCCCUCCACCCUCAACCCUGAGGCUCCCCCUGCAGGUGGGGGGGUACCCGCACCGGGAAUGAGCAGGCUCAGCAGGGGGGCAGUCCCACCCCUAGUCUGCCCUCUCCCCUCCCCCAGGCCCUCUCUCCAGACCUCCCCCUUCCAUUCCCCACUUGCCCCAAUCCCAGCCUGUCCUGUCUCUUGGACCCAUUUUCUAUGUUGCCUGGAGGAGUCCGGCACCCCCUCCCCGGCCAUUUGUGAGAAAAUAUGAAUAAACUACUGCAAACACGUGGGCCCCGGUUCUGCUCCG